AUGUGGUUACUUCAGAGUCUGAUUUUAAUGAUCGUUUUCGAGGUCCACAGUCUUAACUUGCAAGUAGAGGAGUUUUAUGCCAAGUCCUUUGUUCCGGAUGAAAUCCACAUAUCCUAUGUCAUAGAGAACUUCGAGGUGAUCAACGUGAACCUUACUGUAAGAGUCCCCUUUCCCGGCAAGCUCUUGAUGCACAUCUUUGUGAGGCAACUCUCCAACCAGAUGGGUGGAUCAGACACCAAGGACCUGCUGCGCUUUAGGAACUUGGACCUGUGCAAGAUAUUCGACUCUCUGCGAAAUAUAACUUUGGAGAACAUCCAGGGCGAAAGUGUCCUGCCCUCCACAUUUUUCGUUUCCUGUCCUCUAGUUCCAGGAUUUUAUUAUGUGGAAAAUAGCACUUUUGAUGUUAAACUGGUUCCCUUUCGGAUUCCAGAUGGCAGAUACAUGGCACUGUUGGAACUCAUUCAGGUUUACGAGGAUGUUAUCAAGCUGGUUUCCUGCCGAAUAAAGUUUGUAAUGAAGCGACCACCGGGAUAUAAGGAGCCCUCUAGCUUCGAUAGUAGUGAUGAAGGACAAACUCCAGAAAGAGUCACUAAACCUCAGACCACCACCACCACCCCGAGGACUCAGUCAAGUUCAGAGGUUACUGAGCCAACUGAAGAUCAUUAUGAGAAAGUGACGGAACCAAGUGAAGAUGACUAUGAAGCUCCCAAUGAUUACAACUAA
This is a messenger RNA of Drosophila bipectinata, 723 nucleotides long. RefSeq lists its product as uncharacterized. Lineage: Eukaryota; Metazoa; Arthropoda; Insecta; Diptera; Drosophilidae. The record is from RefSeq and is a predicted model, not a curated record.